CCUGUUGCGUUCGAGGUUUCGAUGCUGGGAAAAACAACAGCGAAGGCUUGAGAAAAACCAAAAAACUCCAGCCAGCAACAGUUUCCUACUUCGAUUUCGAUUCAAUUGCCGUUUCGAGUCGCGCCGCGUGAAUACAUAAAACAAAUUAGAAAAACAUAUAUAAAAGCCACGGAACGCGACAGAUUACACAUUAAAUAAAACAACCCACACGCGAAAUAUCUCGAUCGCCAUAAAUCAAUCCGUCGAGUGCGUUUCCAGAAUCAACGAAAUUAGGUGCAAUUACCACUGAUAAGAAUGAUGAAAGCCACAGCGUGGUUUUGUCCGGUGUUAUUAACUUUACUGUGUGCCACGAGGCUUGUCUGCACAGCCCAGCGAGGAGGUGGAGUAGCAGGAGCAGUUGGAGCAGGAGCCGGAGCAGGAGGACCUGGAGCAAGAGCAGCAGCAGUGGGAGGAUCGGGAGCAGAGGUCGGAGGAAGCAGCCGCACAAACGGAUAUCCCCUGGAAUACCCCGACGCACGGAACACACAGGAUGACUUUCUGCUGGCCAAACGAAACAAACCGUCGCUGUCCAUUGUCAAUCCCCUGGAUGUCCUGCGUCAGCGUUUGCUCCUGGAAAUCGCACGGAGGCAAAUGAAGGAGAACUCCCGCCAGGUGGAACUGAACCGCGCCAUCCUGAAGAACGUGGGCAAGCGGGUCCUGUGGCGACCGGCAGGACAUCCGAGGGUCAGCCGGCGGUACCGCCAGCCAUGGCCACUCGAGCGGGAACUGCAGCUGGAACUGGAGCGGGAAAGGGAGAGGGAGAGCGAGAGGGAGAGGGAAAGGGAGGAUGUGGAACUGGAGCAGCAGGAGCAGGAGCAGCUGCUGCUGCCCUGGAAGCAUCUCCCCAGUCAACUCUGGCGCUACGACUGGCCACAGUCCCCCGAUACGGACACGGACACGGACACGGAUGCGGAUGCGGACACAAACAGGGUUGCCAAUCGAGGGCAUACCCACGUGAUGGCGGGUCAAAGGGCAUCCGCAGCUGCUCGGGAGUUGCUCAGCUAUGCGAAGAAAUCACUGCUCAGGCGACGGGUCAACGGAAAUGAAGCCAACGAAACAAACCAUGAACACGAGACCAACGAGAACGCAAAUGGAAGUGGCAGUAAAAACCCGGCGAGAUAUUUCGAUGGGGAGGAGGAGGAUGAGGAGCCGCAGGAGGGAGUGGGAUUGGGACUGGGUCUGGAAUUGGGUCUGGAGCGGUUCGAUGGGUUCGAGGACAAGCCCAACUGGGAGAACGAGGAGCGCAACGAGCUGCUGAUGGCUUCUGGUGGCGGAAACCGAGGCGCGGCCAAUGGAAAUGACCGACUGCCCUGGUCAUUUCCCUAUCGCUUUCACAAGAGCCAGCGUAAUGUUAAUUAAGUAGGUGCGAAUGGUGGGGCAACUAACAGAGAUACAGAUACAGAUACACGGAUACAGAUACAGAGACACAGAUAAAGAUACCCAAAACAGAUUAACGAUACCAACAGCAAGAGGCAGGAGGUCUUUAGACGAUUAUUAAUGCAAAUCGACGGUUCCUAAUGGCUGGCUGCAAGGCAGGCAUGGUGUGUUGUGUGUGCACAUACUCCCUUGAUGACAAACUUACUCCCACGUUGCUAGAUGUACUCGCAUUUGAACUCUAUUUUAUCGAAGAUUAACCAACGGUGUAUGUAACGAUUUAUGCUACCUCUCGCAGAUACUGUUAAACAACUGAAACCCAAAGAAGACGACCCCCGAUAAAUGUCAAACAUUCCCACUUUACUAGCUACUUAGAUCGAGAAACUCUUUUGCUAACAAGCCACAAACCAAACCAAACAACUCAAUGGAUAUUUAACGUAAAUGCAUGCAUGCGUAAUUGAUAGUGAUCUAUGUGUAACUUAAAUAAUUAUUUUAACAUUUAACGUUAAUCAAUCGCAUGCAAUAUUGACCUGUCGAAUGGGAUUUUCGUGUUUUUAUCCACGUAAACAACUGUGCAUCUCCUAAUUGAUUGGUAACCCAAAAUGUUAAUUGUGGUUUACACACUCCGCGGGCGGAAAUUGGUUUUUAUGUUUGCUCCCUCUUUAAUGUAAAAAUGCUCAAAUAGAAUUAACAAAACGCAGAUACUGUUUAAACGUUACGUUCGCUUGCAUUUGGUCACUAUUGAAUUUGCGUUGUUGAAGGGUUCGAGUUUUAAGAUAUUAAGAGACAAAUGGUUCCAAAUCAUACGAAUAACGAAAUAACGAAUAACGAUUUUAAAGUAGAUCAAAAUCAGCCCAACUACCCAAGCAAGUACUUCGAUACAUGAAUACGCCACGUGUUGUGUAAAUUAACAAGGAAUUUACCGAGCAAAUUAACCAUUUUAAAGUUACGUUCUGUACAUUAAUAAAUUUAAUACAAGCUAAUUUCUAUAUGUGUAUGUAAAUAAAACUCCUUUUUCAAAGAAGCUAAACUAAUAAAAUUCCAAAAAGAGAAAUCAAACGAAAUUAUAUAUUAUACAAAAUUAUAUGUAUGUACGAAUAUACCUACUUAUUAAAAAACAAAUAAAAUAAAAUCAUGAGGCAUUGACAUGACAUUCAAUUACAAA
This is a messenger RNA of Drosophila ficusphila, 2578 nucleotides long. RefSeq lists its product as uncharacterized. The record is from RefSeq and is a predicted model, not a curated record. Gene Ontology annotation, molecular function: hormone activity. Gene Ontology annotation, cellular component: extracellular region. Lineage: Eukaryota; Metazoa; Arthropoda; Insecta; Diptera; Drosophilidae. The transcript is spliced from 4 exons. The coding region runs from base 295 to 1398 and encodes 367 amino acids.